AUGGCCCGAGCCCUGUUUUCGCUCCUCUCCUUCCUCCUGGCCGUGCUGCCGCUCUGCUAUGCCGCCACAAAAACCUUCACCCUGAAUCUGGCCUACAGCACUGUCGCCCCCGAUGGCUUCUCGGGCCGUAUGAUGCUGGCCAACGGCCAGAUCGACUACCCGAUCUCUGUCAACAAGGGUGACGAUGUCGAGAUUACCGUCGUCAACAACCUCGACGUUGCCACGACCAUCCACUGGCACGGCAUCUUCCAGAAGGGCACUCCCUUCAUGGACGGUGCUGGUGGAGUCACCCAGUGCCCCAUCCAGCCCGGAGCCACCUUUGUCUACAAGUUCAACGUUGGCGACCAGACCGGCACUUACUGGUGGCACGCCCACUACAAGUCGCAGUAUGUCGAUGGCCUGCGCGGCCCCUUCAUCAUCAACGACCCCAGUGACCCCUACAAGUCUCAGUAUGACACCGAUCUCACUGUCACUCUCUCGGACUUUCAUCACAAGCCCUCGCAGGAGCUGCUCAACUACUACUUCACUCCCAACGAGGGCGCCUUUGAGCCCGUUCCCGACUCUGGCCUGAUCGGUGGCGCCGGCCGCUUCAACUGCAGCUUUGCCCCCGCUGGUUCGACCUGCAAGGACAGCAACCCUCUUACCGUCUACAACGUUGUCCCCGGCAAGCGCUACCGUCUCCGCUUGAUCAACACCAGCGCCAUGGCAAAGUUCAACUUCACCAUCGACGGUCACAACAUGACCAUCAUCGAGGCUGACGGUGUCUACACCAACCCCACCGUCGUCAACAUCCUCCCUAUCCACACCGGCCAGCGCUACUCGGUCAUUGUCACCGCCAACGCUCCCACGGCCAUCGGCAACUUUUGGAUGCGCGCCGACAUCAACAACCUGUGGGAUCCCGCUCCCUGGCUCGCUGGCGGUCUCAACCCCCAGGUCCGCGCCAUCUGGCGAUACCAGAACGCUCCUGUCGUCGACCCCACCACCCAGAUCGCCACCGACCUUGGCUUUGACGUCUACUCCCUCGGCGAGCUCAACGGCAUUGCCGUCGGCAACAACCCUUCGUGGAACUCGUCCAUCUACCUGGACUUUUUCAUCGGCCCUCUCGGUGAUCAGAACAUCACCACCGCCACCACCACUCUCUCCGGCCCCCCGGACUGGACUUCGGUUCAGUAUUUGAUGCCCAGCGUUCCCAGUCUCUACACUGCCCAGCAGAACCAGGCCCUGCCCAACAGCUCCGCCCCCAUCCCCGUCGACGAUGGCUCCUGGGUCUACAUCGAGAUCCACAACGACGACGCCAUGGAACACGUCUUCCAUCUCCACGGCCACACCUUCUAUGUCGUUAGCCAUGGCCGCCUUCUCCACGCCCCGACCGCCACCGCCACCCUGGCUCGUCGUGACAGUAUCCAGGUUCCUUCUUGUGUCGGUGGCCACGGUGGCACCGGUGAGCAGGGCUGUUUGAAGGGUUUCCUCGGCAUCCUCGUCAACUUCAACAACCCCGGUACUUGGCUCAUGCACUGCCACAUGGAAUGGCACAUGGCCGCCGGUCUCGUCGUGACCUUUGUCAACAAUGCUGGUCUCUCCAGUGUCGACUUCCCUAGCGGCUUCUACGACCAGUGCAACGCCCCUACCAAGAAGACCAAGACCAAGAAGACCAAAGCUACCAAGAAGCACCGUAGUGCCGCUGUUGCCGCCUAA
Molecule: messenger RNA, 1695 nt
Organism: Polychytrium aggregatum
Lineage: Eukaryota; Fungi; Chytridiomycota; Chytridiomycetes; Polychytriales
Product: Cupredoxin
Exons: 4
Coding region: 1-1695 (564 amino acids)
Molecular function (GO): copper ion binding; oxidoreductase activity
Source: RefSeq, a predicted model, not a curated record